Molecule: messenger RNA, 2166 nt
Organism: Plasmodium knowlesi strain H
Lineage: Eukaryota; Apicomplexa; Aconoidasida; Haemosporida; Plasmodiidae
Product: conserved Plasmodium protein, unknown function
Exons: 4
Coding region: 1-2166 (721 amino acids)
Source: RefSeq, a predicted model, not a curated record
AUGGAACAGAAGGGCCAUUUCAGGGAGCCCUUUCUCUACGUAGAAACGAAAGGCGUGGAGGAGGAAAAGCGUCAACUGUAUUUUCAGUUUGUGGAGAGAUGCUUCGACCAUCUGUUACGACAGAGCGAUGAGUACAUCAUCGCGACAGUGAAGAGAAACGGGUCCUUGACUUCCUUUUUCUUUUCACAUUUAUUAAAUCAGAAUAGAAGUUACGACUUGCCGUUUGAUCGACCGGAGGAGCAAAAGGAGAAGGAGUACUUACCAUUCGAUAGACACAUUUUCAAACUGUACAUGAAAUUGUUCAGAAUUUACCUGAACAGGGAUAGGCGGGAAAUGAGUACUAUAAAAUCUACCUUCAUAAAAAUACACGUUUUUAUGGAUAUCAUCAUGAUGUUCCAUCGAUCGAAAAGGAGAAAAAAGGAAAUAGAAAUUUUGCUAAAGGAGGCAUACAGAUUAAACAAAAUAAAUUUCUUCAGCAUAAAUAAAUAUUUCUCAUUCCUGUACGAGGAGGUGAAGUCUGUGAAGGAUCAGGUUGGACGUUAUGCACAUAACAGGGGAAAUGUACAGAACCUCAUAUUCAAGAUUAACGAGUUCAUAGUUGCUGUGUUCUGUUUCAUAAAAUUUUUUCAUCCUUUUAAUUAUUUCGAUCGUAACGAAAAUAAGCAGACGAAUGAUUUAAUCCUCUUGAGGUUGAUGUUUUAUCGGGGGGUGGACGUGGGGUCGUUCUCUCUGUCCACUUCUGCGCCGGAGAUUCUUAAAGGGGAGGAGGGUUGCAGUGGCAGUUCCUUCCUCCACUUGGUGGUGCAGACUUACUUCGAAAUGAUUCAUCACCUGUACGAAGACAGCCUCAAGGAGCCCAUCCGCAAGGACUUGCUCUACCUGCGACACCUCUUCGCGCAAGUACUAACCAUGAUGAUCAAGUACAUCCUUCUGCAUGGGAACGAAAAGAACAAAUUGGUAGUGGUCUCCAUUAUUAUCGAUAUGUUAAAACAAAAAAGUGAAGAAAUGAAUCUGUUGUAUUUUUUACGAAACGACAUGCAUCUAUGCAACUGGACAUUUCUUCAAACACUUGUCCUGAAGGAUACACUUGAUAUACAUUUUUAUUUCUACCUAAACGAACUUCUAAAGGUGAAUGGUAAAAAGGGUGUGAAGAAAAUGUGCCUGAAAAAAUAUCGGGACGAGAUCGAGCGCGUCAUGGAGAUUACGAAUUUGAAGGUCGAAGGUGUUGUACUGAAGGUUCUGCGGAGGAACAACUUCGACGUUUGCAAGGCUGUGGAGGAGAUCCUCUCGACAGGCAUGGGAGCCGGAACGAGUAUCCAGAACAUAGGUAGCGAUGGCACAGGUAGCGAUGGCACAGGUAGCGACGACACAGGUGGCGACGACACAGGUGGCGACGACACAGGUAGCGAUGACACAGGUGGCGAUGGCAUAAGCAGUGGUAACCUAAGUAGCCGUAGCCUGAGUAGUCGUAGCCUGAGUGGGGAUGAUCGAAGAGGGGAUGAUGGACGGAGAUCUGUACGUUGGGUCAACCGCGUUGAGUGCGACAAACCACGCGCGACUACAAAGCAUAGGCAGAGGAACAUUCUGGACGUGCUUCGGGAACGCACGCGGAUGGAAAAAUUCCACAGAAGGAAAAGUACCAAAGGCAGAUACACCAAUGAUAACUUGGACGAAGAAAAUAAAAACAAAAUUUUUGAUCUGCUCGAUAGGUCCAGUAGUUCUGAUGAAUUCCCAGAAGAUGGCUCGUUGGAAGAUUUUCAUAAUGAGGUGUUACCCCGCAAGUCUUACAGGAAGAAUGAUGAACAUGGGAGCGGCGGCAGUGACGGGAUUCCCCCACGUGGUGUUACCGAUCGGGGUGGUCUUACUGAUAGGGGGGGGUUUUCUUAUCGAGGCGGUUUUGGUGGUCGACGUGGUCCUGACGGUGGGCGUGGUGCUGGUGACCCCCGCGGGCAUACCAAUCGGGGAGAACGAACCUUUAGGAGAGGCAGACCACCCAGGCAAUACCAUGGCGCUAGGAUUCCUGACGGUGCAGAGGAUGUGCCCAAGGGAGACGGAUGUUCUGAUGGAGCAAACAGGACCAAGCGAUACUACAUGAAGAAGACGACCAACAAGGGGAAGUCCCACAGACGACAGUAUGACAAGAAGAUGAGUCGAGGAAUGUUGUGA